AUGGAUUUGCUGCGCCUCCUCCUCAUCCUGCUGGCCAUGUGCUGUCCUGCGUACGGCACAUGGGACAGCUGUGGAGGGACCUGCGGGCUCCGGCCCAUGGCUUUUCAGUACGGCAUGUCGCGCGUCGUGGGUGGCACAGAUGCCCAGGCAGGGGCCUGGCCCUGGAUCGUCAGCAUCCAGAAUCCCUGGCAAGCGGGCACGGGUCAUACCUGCGGAGGCUCCCUCAUCAGCGCACAGUGGGUCCUGACAGCAGCCCACUGCUUCAUCGAGGCCAGCUACAUCACCAUGUGGCGCGUGGUGAUCGGUGCCACGCGGCUGACUCAGCUGGGCCCUGAGGCCCAGGUGCGCAACAUCAAGCGGCUGCUCCUUCACCAAGGCUACAGUAACAUCACGCAGAGGAACGACAUUGCCUUGCUGGAGCUGGACCAGCCUGUGCAGUGCAACGCCUACGUUCAGCUUGCCUGCGUGCCCGAUGCCUCGCUGAGAGUCUCGCAGCUGAAAAACUGCUACAUCAGCGGCUGGGGUGCCACGACUGCAAGAUCUGGACGAUCAACGGAUGUGCUGCAGGAGGCCCAGGUCCGCCUCAUUGAUGUCAACGUCUGUAACAGCAGCCGGUGGUACAGAGGGGCCAUCCACACGCACAACGUCUGUGCUGGCUAUCCGCAGGGCGGCAUUGACACCUGCCAGGGGGACAGCGGUGGGCCUCUCGUGUGCCAAGACAGCAGUGCAGACUACUUCUGGCUUGUUGGUGUCACCAGCUGGGGGAGAGGCUGUGCCCGAGCCAGGCAGCCCGGAGUCUACACCUCCACUCAGCACUUCUACGACUGGAUCCUGCUACAGAUGGGCCUGCGCCCAGCAGUGAGGGCUACUCCAACAGCACGCGCUUGGAGUCAUUUUGUCACCACGUCAAGCCCCGUUCCGAGGCCAAGGCCCACAGCAGCGCAGUCGGGCGGCUCCUGCCCAUUUCCAGUCCAGAAGCUGCUGGACUUCUUUAGCCGGCUGCAGGAGCUCCUGCAGUACCUAAGGGGAAAAACGGUGUGA
Messenger RNA from Falco peregrinus (peregrine falcon), 1041 nucleotides. RefSeq names its product acrosin-like. Bases 1 to 1041 code for a protein of 346 amino acids. The transcript has 5 exons. Gene Ontology annotation, molecular function: serine-type endopeptidase activity. Lineage: Eukaryota; Metazoa; Chordata; Aves; Falconiformes; Falconidae. Gene Ontology annotation, biological process: proteolysis; acrosome reaction. The record is from RefSeq and is a predicted model, not a curated record.